Messenger RNA from Trichoderma harzianum CBS 226.95, 480 nucleotides. RefSeq lists its product as hypothetical. Bases 1 to 480 code for a protein of 159 amino acids. The record is from RefSeq and is a predicted model, not a curated record. NCBI's taxonomy places the organism in Eukaryota, Fungi, Ascomycota, Sordariomycetes, Hypocreales, Hypocreaceae. The transcript has 5 exons.
AUGCGGUCGAAUUCCCCUGCACGUGGGCAUUGCAGGGCAUCCACGCUCGCUUGGGACCACUUGCAGAAUAUCUACCUGUUGCUGAUACGCAAGUCGUCGAAACCGAUGCAAGCAUCAGUAGAGCCUCAAAGAUCCGCUCAAUCUUCUGAGCCGGAUAUGCAAGUGGAAGGUAUAGUGGCAAAGGCCCCAAAUACACAAAUUCAAGGGUUCUCGGUUCAAGACGGCCGCGGCGAGAACAUCCCCUCUCAAAACUGUAUCGUCUACGGACCCAAGCUCAUCCAACAAAUACCUCGCCUGCUCCCACCUUUGUCUUAUUACCCGACAAUCCAAACAUGGAUGGCCAAAAACAUCAACCUUGCCCUAGCGAGUGCUCUCAUGGAGCUUUGUAUGACUGUCAAGCUUUCACCAAGCUACCCCAAGAUCAACUGGACGCGGUUGAAAGUGCGCAGAAGUUUUUUUGGUGUCGGCAGUGACAACUAA